Molecule: messenger RNA, 3866 nt
Organism: Pungitius pungitius (ninespine stickleback)
Lineage: Eukaryota; Metazoa; Chordata; Actinopteri; Perciformes; Gasterosteidae
Gene: cdh31
Product: cadherin 31
Exons: 18
Coding region: 301-3012 (903 amino acids)
Biological process (GO): multicellular organism development; cell-cell junction assembly; cell-cell adhesion mediated by cadherin
Cellular component (GO): plasma membrane; cytoplasm; catenin complex
Molecular function (GO): cadherin binding; calcium ion binding
Source: RefSeq, a predicted model, not a curated record
GUAUCAUGGUCAACCUGUCCAUGAGUAGGAAGUAACAGAUACUACCGGUAUCUGUCUCCCAUAGGUGUGUUGUGCCAGUAUGACCAUAUCAGGAACACGGAAGCCGCGCACCUGUACGCUGACGUCAUACGCUUAAAGUACCUGCAGCAACUCGCCCAGCUGAAGGCAGUCAGUAUCUAUCUACCAGGGAGAGGACAAAGAAGUCACGGCGGGACUUCGCAAAGGAAUUACUACUCCAAACAUUCGCUGUUUUUCUACUUCUACCGUUGCGCGCCACGCAGAAGGACGACGUGCAGACAGAUGGGUUCGCGGUCUGGGGCCCGGCUCGCGGUUUGGGGCAUUUUAAGCGUCGUUUUUCAGGCCUCCGCUUUAGUGCCAACUGAGAAGCCAACAUGUGUAGCUGGAUUCCAGUCGGAUAUGUUGAUUUACCAGGUGGUCAGGAAGCACCUGAGGACGGGCACGAGACUGGGAAAAGUGGGCUUCUCUGACUGCACGGACCGCAGAGUCUUUCCUUUCCACAGCGAUGACAGCCAUUUCACAGUGCAGGCAGACGGCAUGUUGAAGGUAAAAAGGCCGACUGAUAUUCAUCGCCAUCGGGAAUUCACUAUCCAUUCCUGGGACUCACAGGGUCAAAGAAUAAGUGUUCCUGUCCGGGUAGUGCACCAUGGGCAUCGCCACGGGAAACACCACCAUACAGUUGAGCGUCACCAUGGAGAACGCAAACACCACAACCAUCCGCACCACCACACCACAGAGAAUGCAACCGAUCAUCAAGUGCCCGUUUUGCAUUUUCCCAAGUCUGUUGAAGGUCUGAGGAGGAGGAAGAGAGACUGGGUUAUUCCUCCAUUAAGCGUUGCAGAGAAUGACAGAGGACCCUACCCCUUUAAAGUAGCUCAAAUCCGUUCUAGUGAAGAUAAAAUAAAAAAAAUCUUCUACAGCAUCACUGGUCCAGGAGCUAGUGAGGAUCCUAUGGGCCUUUUUACCAUGGACAGAGUCACUGGUAAUCUGUAUAUCACACAACCACUGGAUAGAGAAGUGCAAGCAGCUUACAUGUUUCAAGCACACGCUGUGGCAGAUGGUGCAGGAACUGCUGAAGCACCUAUGGACAUUAUUGUGAAUGUAAUUGACCAGAAUGACAACAAACCAUUUUUUGCUCAAAACACCUUCCUGGGAGAAGUUGCUGAGGCCUCACAAAUCGGUUUCGAGGUGAUUCAGGUUGUGGCCACAGAUCUUGAUGCGCCAAAUAAUGACAACUCCGAUGUCCGCUAUCGUAUUUUGAGCCAGGAUCCAACUUUGCCUUCAGACCAGCUGUUUGUCGUCAACCCGAUCACUGGAGUCAUCAGAGUCAACGCUCGCGGGCUCGACCGAGAGAAAUACCCAAAGUACACUCUGGUGGUUCAAGCAGCAGACAUGAAGGGAGAAGGGUCGACUGGGGAUACAAAAGUCAUCCUCACGGUCACUGAUAGCAACGACAAUGCUCCGGUCUUUACUCAGCCUUCAUAUGAGGCAUCUGUUGAAGAAAAUAAAAUCGACGCUCAUGUCCUUACAUUGUCAGUCACGGAUGGAGAUGAGCCUUUUUCCCCCGCCUGGAAUGCCAGGUUCACAAUUGUCGGUGGUGAUCCUGGAGGACUUUUUACUGUGAAAACAACAGAAAGUAACAAACAACAAGGAAUCAUUUCUACUGCCAAGCCUCUUGACUUUGAGAGAAGCACCAAGCACACUCUUUUGGUUGCAGUGGAGAAUGAGGUUAUUUUUGCUACUCCACUGCCCACUGCCACAGCCACAGUGGUGGUGACUGUGCUGGACGUCAAUGAGGCUCCAAUCUUUAAUCCAAUAGAGAAGAAAGUGUCAACGCGUGAGGACCUCGUGGCGGGCAGUGAUGUCGUGCAGUACACUGCUUCUGACCCAGACACUGCACGCAAACAGAAAGUCAUGUAUAAAAUAAUCAGAGACCCUGCCGGAUGGCUCAAUGUGACCAAAGACACUGGCCUGAUUAAAGUAAAGAGUGUCAUGGAUAGAGAGUCCAGCUUUGUAAAGGACGACAAAUACACGGUACUCAUUGGUGCAUAUGACAAUGAUGAUGUCCCAGCCACAGGAACUGGUACUCUGAUAAUCCAGCUUGAAGAUGUCAAUGACAAUGCACCUGCCAUUGAGGAACGUGCAAUCAAGUUGUGUCACAAGAACUCGGCUCCUCAGCUGCUGUCUGUCACAGAUAAAGACGGACCAGGCUUUGCUGCUCCAUACAGCGUCUCACUACACGGCCUGUCAAAGACCAACUGGACUGCUAGGAUGAACGAGUCCAAGACUGGUAUCCUCCUGAAUUUAGCCACUGUGCUGGACAGUGGAGAGUACACUGUGGUCCUCAGGGUUGCAGACAACCAGGGCCUGGAGCAGGACAGCACUGUCCAGGCCACAGUGUGUGACUGCACUGGUGAAGAAGUGAUCUGCAAGGGGCGUGUGGCAGGGGGCACUGACCUGCCUGUAAUCCUGGGAAUACUGGGAGGUAUUCUGUUACUGCUCAUGCUGGUGUUGCUGCUGCUGCUUUUCGCCAGACGGCGGCGAGGAGAGCAGAAGGUUCCGCUACUGCAAGACGACGACAUCAGAGACAACGUCUACUACUAUGAUGAAGAAGGAGGCGGGGAGGACGAUCAGGAUUAUGAUCUGGGUGUUCUCCACCGUGGUCUUGACAACCGGCCUGAGGUUUUCAGAAAUGACGUAGUUCCAAACUUCAUGCCGGCUCCACAGUAUCGCCCUCGGCCCGCCAACCCAGAGGAAAUUGGUAACUUCAUCGAUGAUAACCUGAAGGCAGCUGACAAUGACCCAACGGCACCCCCCUACGACUCCCUGCUGGUGUUUGACUACGAGGGAGGCGGCUCUGACGCUGGGAGCCUCUCCUCUCUGAACUCAUCGAGCAGCGGAGACCAGGACUACAACUGCCUCAAUGAAUGGGGUCCCCGCUUCAAGAAGCUGGCCGACAUGUACGGAGGAGGGGAGGAUGAUGACAUGCUGUAAAUUUACUCAGGAGAAAGUAAUAUAGAUGGGUGGAUGCCCAUUUUCCUAAUGAUGUUGGCAUGAACUGAUGACUGCGUUCCAGGGAAUGAUAAUGCAGCAAAGCAUCGGUAGGCCCACAGUUUAGUUUUCUUUGUGGUGAUUGAGGUUGGUUGUCAGUUCAGUGAUGGCAGCAGUUAACAGCCCCUGCUCUGAAGCUUUUUUUGUUUGUUUUGUCUGCCCUGCUUUUAGAGCCCUUAUUAGAUGUAGUCUAACGUUGAUUUAUUGUAUUAACUCAUUGAGACGUUGCGCUACAGCAGUCCAAUUAUAGAUGGUUGCGGUUUCACUGGUAACAUUUGUUUUAGCAAUGUAUGAUAUUUUUUAAUUUUUUUUCAUGGUGUUCAGUUUAAGGAAAAUCUAGUAGCCAUCACCCUCAGAGUUGGAAUGAAUGCUUCUUAACUAACCUUGAUAUCAGUUGAGUUCUUAACAUUGUAACUUUAAUUUCUUUUUGCGAAUUACUUGCAAAGGGAAUUCUGUUUUUCAUUUUUAUAAAGUUCUUAGUACAAAAAUGGUUUGUAAAUGUUUUUGAUCAAUCUAGUCAUUUAGAAAAACAAUUGACAUUGCAAAACUGUACGUUAUAACAGGAGUCACGUCCCAAGUACUCAUGGAUUUAGCAUAAUGGACUUGAUGCCGAGAUAGCAGUUUAAUUGAUUCUAGUUUAUGAGGCCUGUAGCUGCCACAAAAGCCUGGGGUCUCGCGGUUGCUUCCUUAAGUUUUCUAUUAUGAAUCUAGUAUGUUCUUUAUUGAUUACUGAAAGUUUAAUCUUAACUGUCCUCUAAGGACCUUUUACAUAAAGUGUUUAAAAAGUUUUAAAAUGG